AUGCUCGGGGACGACGGGACAAGCCGUCGAUCAAUAAUUGCUCCCGUACAGCGACGCAGAGCGUCAACAGGGGAACAGUGGAAGUCGUCGGCGUGGAACCGGAAUCUGGCAAAAACGUCGGCGAUCGGCGCCCAGGGCGUGUCGUCCGACACGCCGUUAAGCCCGGCCGCUAGAAGCUCCGGAAUAGAAGUAGUGGAGACUACACAAUUUCGAUUAUCAUGUUUGCAAAGCAGAACACGAGUGAAAUUUGUUGUGGUGACAUCUCCACCAUCUGCAAUACCAGUGGAAUCGCUCCUUAAUAAGAUUUAUGAACUCUAUGCUGACUAUGCGUUGAAGAAUCCAUUUUAUGCCAUUGAUAUGCCAAUCAAAUUUUUGUAUUAA
Messenger RNA from Angiostrongylus costaricensis, 381 nucleotides. The record is from the annotation of a GenBank genome assembly. NCBI's taxonomy places the organism in Eukaryota, Metazoa, Nematoda, Chromadorea, Rhabditida, Metastrongylidae.